Molecule: messenger RNA, 3786 nt
Organism: Anguilla anguilla (European eel)
Lineage: Eukaryota; Metazoa; Chordata; Actinopteri; Anguilliformes; Anguillidae
Gene: tbx15
Product: T-box transcription factor 15
Exons: 8
Coding region: 371-2212 (613 amino acids)
Biological process (GO): cell fate specification; regulation of transcription by RNA polymerase II; positive regulation of DNA-templated transcription
Cellular component (GO): nucleus
Molecular function (GO): RNA polymerase II cis-regulatory region sequence-specific DNA binding; DNA-binding transcription factor activity, RNA polymerase II-specific
Source: RefSeq, a predicted model, not a curated record
GAGAGUGGGAGAGGGGGAAAGGGAGAGAGUGUACGUGAACGCGAUAGCGAUAUAGUCUACUGGAUAGGAAAGGAAAAUAAAGGAAAGAGAGGACUGAAGGCAGAAAAGGAAAUAGAAUAGAAAGCAGAAUUACCGGCCAAACAACCUUUUAUUUCUGACGGGGGUUCGAGCUAACGGAGCCCCUGAAGGAAAUGGCACCUCCCCAACCGAGAAGUCUUAUCUAGCCAACUUUUAUUAGUCCUAGUAUCUGGAUUACUUUUUUUGUCUGUGGAGAGUGAUUUCGCUUUAAAACAGUCUGUAAACAUUUUGUUUCCUUUACUCGGCUCUGGAAGGAGGAUUUUUGUUCUCUGUGGGAUUUUCCGUGUAAGAGAUGACUGACAGGAGGCGAUCUGCCGCCGCGCUGAGUUCGAGGGCGCACGCCUUUUCGGUGGAAGCUCUGAUCGGGACGAACAAGAAGAGGAAACUCAGAGGCUGGGAGGAAAAGGAAUUGGAAUUGUCCAUGGAAAGCCUCGAUACCAACGGACCGUUAGGAGACGGCGAGGACCCUGCGCAUUGUCUGGAUAUUGACCCUGAUUCGGAGGCUAGUCCCGGCUCAGACAGCGAGGGCUUGGCUGAGAGGACGUCUUGUUCGUUCGGCUCCCCCUCGGAUCUGGCCCCCACCCCCUGCGACCCCUCACCCUCCUCCUCCAUGGAGGAGAUCCAGGUGGAGCUGCAGUGCGCCGACCUCUGGAAGCGGUUCCACGACAUAGGCACCGAGAUGAUCAUCACAAAAGCCGGCAGGAGGAUGUUUCCAGCCAUGAGAGUGAAGAUUUUAGGUCUGGAUCCGCACCAGCAGUACUACAUAGCCAUGGACAUAGUGCCGGUAGACAACAAAAGAUACAGGUACGUGUACCACAGCUCCAAGUGGAUGGUGGCGGGUAACGCCGACUCCCCCGUCCCCCCGCGGGUCUACAUCCACCCCGACUCCCUGGCCUCCGGGGACACCUGGAUGAGGCAGGUGGUCAGCUUUGACAAGCUCAAACUCACCAACAACGAGCUGGACGACCAGGGACACGUCAUCCUGCACUCCAUGCACAAGUACCAGCCGCGGGUUCACGUCAUCCGGAAGGACUUCAGCAGCGAGCUCUCGCCCACCAAGCCGGUUCCCAGCGGGGAGGGGGUGCGCACCUUCAGCUUCCCCGAGACCGUCUUCACCACCGUCACCGCCUACCAGAACCAACAGAUCACCAGGCUAAAGAUUGACCGCAACCCAUUUGCAAAAGGAUUCCGGGAUUCUGGAAGAAACAGGACCGGCCUGGAGGCGAUCAUGGAAACCUAUGCCUUCUGGAGGCCUCCAGUGCGGACUCUUACCUUUGAAGACUUCACCAACAUGCAGAAACAGCAGGGUGGAAGCACUGGCACCUCUCCCACCACGUCCAGCACGGGCACCCCGUCCCCGUCCGGGCCCUCCCACCUGCUGUCCCCCUCCUGCUCUCCGCCCACAUUUCACCUGGCCCCCAACACGUUCAACGUGGGCUGCAGGGAGAGCCAGCUGUGCAACCUCAACCUGUCCGAGUACCCUGCCUGCGCCCGCAGCAACAUGGCGGCCCUGCAGGGCUAUGGCGGGCUGGCCGACGGCUCCUACGGCCGGCUGCAGGCAGGGGGCGCUGUGCCCUCCGCCCAGCCUUCCGACUCCUUCCUGCCUCAGAGGACUUCCUCCCUGAUCGCGGCGGGGAUGCAGGCUGGCGCCCACGCCUCGCUGCCCGGCGGCGGUGGCGGCGGUAAGAUGGAGGCCUACGGCGGCCAGCUGGGCUCCUUCCCCACCUCGCAGCUUCAGUACGUGAUGCAGGCGGGAGGUAGCUCCGCCCCUGGCUCCGCCUCCGGCUCCUCCUCCAACCCCUCCUCCUCUGCAGCCCACAUGUUCAGCAGCAGCCACCACAUGCAGCAGGGAUCGUACAACGCCUUCUCCCUCCACAACCCCUACAAUUUAUAUGGAUACAACUUCCCAGGAUCCCCAAGGCUGGCUACCAGCCCUGAGAAGCUAUCAGCAGCCCAGAGCAGCCUGCUUUGCUCCCCCUCCUCAGGCGGAGCUUUUACCGAGCGCCAGUACCUGUCCAAUGGGAUGGACGGUGUUCACAUGAUCAGCAGUCCUGCGGGUGGCCAGCAGGGGGCGAGCGGCUGUGAUGGUCGGCAGUACGGAGGCUCCUCCCAAAUGUCAGUGCACAUGGUCUAAACUGGAGCACUACCAUUGGCUGAUGACCCAUGCUAGUCUUUUCUUCAUUUGUCUCACGAUUUGAUUAUUUUUUUCGGUUUCCAUGUUGUUAAUAAGUCUGUAAUCAAAUGAAGGGAAAUACAUGUCAUUAAUUUUCAUGAACUGUUAUCUGAUGUGACACUUGCGUGCCUGCUAAGGUGCAAAGCAGCGGACAUGUCAAAAUGACCUUCCUCACAACAUUUAAAUGUUUUAAUUGACUGAAUGGAAGCAAGUCUAUUUUAUAUGCUGUUAUGGAAAUGCCUCUGGAAAAUGUAUGUUCCCCUCUUGUACAUCUUGGGCCCACUCUCACAGUAAUUUGUACACACAAGACUCUUGUUUGGAACUGCUGAUGGCAAGGCCAUGCUGUGAGUUUAUUUUAUGACAGAUCUCAAAUAACCCAGGAGAUAAUAUUAUAAAGUCUCUGUUUGGUGCAAUUGUGGAAAUGUAGUGGACUAUGGCCUGUAGAAACAGCAGCCAUAACGACUCUGGCCUGCGAACCAUGACAAGGUCAGCUCUCAUCACAUGAGGGCUUUGGGUAAACAGGCUGAACCAUCAGCUCCCAUCUGUAGCAUCGAAUCUCAGUCAACAGCGUAUGGUUCAUAAAAUAGUUCUGUAAUAGCACUAUUGUAGUACUACAACUUUGCGACAGUGUCACCAGAACACAUGUGUUUCCAGAGAAGAGCUGAACAGCAAGGAAGAUCAAAAUGUACUGCUCCCAGGCUAGAGUUGAACAUUUUUAUCAGCAUGGACUGUACCACCAUAAGGAAUGGGUGAGUGUGGGCAGAAGUUGCAUAACCACGGAGGGAAAAGACUUUGCAAACGACUGAUGCAGGGUUUUUUUAUUUUACAGCCCAUUGGCUGGGGCAUUUCAAUGGAAAGAGUGAGUAAUAGUGUAUAUGUCAUUGUGCUCGGAUGCAACAUUUGGACAGACUCUAAGCCAAAGGACUCUAAAAUCAAAAUGGAGAAAGGAGGAGGGGGAAGAUGGAAGUUAAUUGUCCACACCAACCAAGGGAGCUGUCUGGGAGGGCUGGCAGUGGUUCCAAAUCAUUCUGAGAAAGGUCCACAAUGGUUCUGAAUCUUGAUUCAGGCCCACAGCGACUCUGAAUCAUUGAGUCAGGCCCACAAAGAUUCUAAAUCUUUUCUAACAGACCUGCAGUGUUUCUAAAUCAGAGAUGGGCACACAAUGGUUAUGAAUCACGUGCAGACCACUAUGUAACUUAACAGCAUUACAGUCUUGUUUCCCUUCUCCUGGUGCUGUGGCAGACCUCAUCAUAUAGAUUGUUUUUUUUUUUUUUUUUUAAAUAUACAUAAUGGUGAGUGCAAGCAAAACUAUAAGCUUUGAAGUUAUUGAGUGCAAAUACAAAAUACGAAAAUGGAAAAAUUUUAAGUAUGUUUUGGUGUGUUGUAGAUAACUGUAUUUAUAUGCCUAGCAAUAUUACAAUUACAUUGAUACCAGAGGGCCAGUGAGGUGUGUCUAGAAUGUAAAAUAAAGCUUAAAACAAAGGGAUAUCAAUAAAAAAACAAGGCCUGCUACAAAAAGAACUGUAAAUAAAAGU